Messenger RNA from Mobula hypostoma (lesser devil ray), 3782 nucleotides. RefSeq names its product SLAIN motif family, member 1a (gene slain1a). NCBI's taxonomy places the organism in Eukaryota, Metazoa, Chordata, Chondrichthyes, Myliobatiformes, Myliobatidae. Gene Ontology annotation, biological process: microtubule nucleation; cytoplasmic microtubule organization; positive regulation of microtubule polymerization. Gene Ontology annotation, cellular component: microtubule plus-end. The transcript is spliced from 8 exons. The coding region runs from base 164 to 1810 and encodes 548 amino acids. The record is from RefSeq and is a predicted model, not a curated record.
AGGAGGGUUCUGCGCUCGUCGCAGUGUUUUGCAGCUUUCUUUGUUGUGUGUGAGGAGGAAAGGGGGAGGGUUGCAGCAUUAGUAGCUGCUGGAAAUCCCCACUCGGACUCCCAGAGCCCCGCUGGGCAGGUGUAACGGGCUGGGGGCAGAGUGGGUGCCAGGGAUGGAGGCACCCCUGUUGAAGAUGAUGGGGGCCACGGGGGAGGUGGGCUCCAAGGUGAGCGCCGAGCUGGAGGUGAAGAAACUGCAGGAGCUGGUGCGGAAGCUGGAGUGGCAGAACGAACAACUGAAGAGCCGGGCGAACGCUGCCGCCGCCGCCGCCCCGCUGCAGGUCUACCUGGGCUCCAACGCCCGACACCAACCGCCCACCCCGACUCUCCUCCACCCGACUUAUAGUUCCCCUCCUCAGGGCUCGGCUCACUCCCAGCUCGGCGGCAACCACUGCCCGGCCACCAGCCCCGAGCCCCGGGCACACAGGCUGCUACUGGAUGAGGUCGAUAUCCUGGACCUGGAGAACGGACGCUGCGGCGGGGACGAGGACAGCUGGUUGUAUGUUUCACCAAGAAGGCAGCUGACCAUGGAACAGAAAGCCAUGAGCCCACUUGAGUGGAGUAGACAGGUGCUUGACCAUCCCGGCCAUGAGGUUGAAGCCGCUAAGCGAUCGUUGUGCUUCAGACUUGACCAAGCCAAUCGAUGGAAAAGUCUCUUUUCGAGUUCUUAUUCUUCUGGCCUUCCAUGUAGUCCGUUUGCAGGGUAUAGUCCAUAUACCAAUGGGUUUAGUUCUCAAAGCCUCUACAAACCUGUUACUAAACAAUUACUAAUCCCUGAAAGAACAGGUUAUGCAAAUAGAAAUCUUCCACUCAGCCCACAGUCAUCAAUCGACAGUGAACUGAGCACUUCUGAGCUGGAUGAUGAGUCCAUCUCCAUGGGUUACAAACUACACGACUUGACAGAUGUCCAAAUAAUGGCAAGACUACAAGAGGAAAGUCUCCGACAAGAUUAUGCUUCCACUUCGACAACCAUCUCCCAGCGCAGCUCUAGUACGUCGCUGUAUUCAGUAAAGCGGGGCACAGGGAGUGACCAGGAAUAUGAUUGCUGCAGCCUUGAAGACGAAGAAGAAUUUGACCAACUUCCGCCACAGCCUCGACUCACCAGGUGCUCUCCACCCUUACGAAGUAUGCCACAUUCACAGACUUUUUCCAGCAUUAGAGACUGCAGAAGAGGCCCAGCACCUUCCUCCUACUUGAAUUCCAGUGCUUGCCCAUCCUAUUACUCACAAGGUCACACAGCUGAGCAACAACAGUACAGAACAAAUGCAGAGAAACUCAGACGCAGCAUGCCAAAUCUUGCACGUUCGUUCAGUGCCACCAGUCCCCCUGACUCGUUUAAGAAUAGCAGAAGUUUUGAUUCAAACUUACAGAAUGGAACUUCACGACUGCAAUCACCAGCAUGCUCUUCUCUCAAUAAACUUCAACACAGAGUCAACAGUGUCAGCCAUUUCCCACUGUCCGUAAGGCAGCCGCCAAAAGCAACAGCAUAUGUGAGUCCAACUGUCAGCAACACCAAUGGGAUUCACACAUCGGUCAGUUUGCAUUCCAUCUCGAGCUCUGGCAUCCCUUUACCGAGCAGGCCUGGAACCACAGGGAUCCCAGGUCGGAGUGGCCUUCCCAGACCAACAUCCACUAUCGGAAGCAGUGGGAUACCGAGGAGCAAGUUAGCUCAACCAGUCCGGAGUUUUCUUCAGCCUCCAAAGCCCAUAACUGCACUCAGUUCUCUUAAGGACGGAAGCUGGAAGGACGGGUGUUAUUGACAUUUCCUGCUACAGAAACUGUUGAGGCAGAGAAUCAUGAGCUGCCAAACGAUGAUGCCCAGCUGGCUGGGUUUAGAUACAUCACAGGAUAUUUGUAGCUACAGUUAAUUUCAGUGAAAGUGCAAAAGACAAGGCCACGCCCCCAGAAUUACAUAUGUUUUGCUAAUAAAGAAGUACGACAUGAACUAAUGAUUGUAACAUUGCGCUUUCAAAUAUCGGCCCCGUGCAUUGAAAUUAUCUCAAAGUUGCAGAUGAAAAAUUGGUACAAAAUGUCUUUAAAUCAAAUUCACCUUCUUCAAUGCUCGGUUUUAAUUUUGGAACGGCAAUCAAUAUUAUGGUGAGCAGUCUGCCAUAGUUCUUUUUAAGGAAGUUCAGUUUUAUCUAUGUUGAACAGUACUUCAACAAAACAGCCUGUUGAGUUGCCAUGACUUCAUUUUAACUGUGUUGCAGGUUAUCACUUGUUAAGCAAAACUGUAAUACCCGAGUUGUAGGAAGCAACGUUCAAACCUCCAAUCAUACUUCAGAUGGGUUUAGAAGUAAAAUUUUCCUAAAGUUGAAAUAAAUAAUUCAUGAGUUUUAGAUACUGUUGGUUUUAGUUCCAAAACUUUUAUAAAUGUGUAACCUUAUGAGCAGAAAUUGUUAAUGAAUAUCAUCCGAUAACAUUGAUUAAGACACUUCAGAUGCUGGAAAUCUGAACCAAAAACAUAAGAUGCUGAAUAUACUCAACUGGUUCGGCAGCAUCUGUGGAGAGAGAGAGAGAGAGAAAGAGAGCAAAGGGAAGAGAGAGAGAAAGAGAGAGAUCUAAUGUUUCAAGUCAAUGACUUCUUAUCAGAAAUGGAUGAGAGGUCACUGACAAGAAAAAGUGAAGACUGAUUGAUUUGAAAAAUUGAUUGUAUUUUGGUUUUCUAAUAUCAAAUGUUAUUUAAUGCCUGACCAAAUUGCUUUGUCUAUUUUUCCUUAUGAUUGAUCCCACUACAUUUUUAAAAUGCAAGCUAGAGUACAACUGGUAGCAUAGUGACUACUAUCUUCCAUAGUAAUGAAGGAUUAAUCAUAAAGUGUUAAAUCUCUCCAAUGCUUUUGACAAUAUUGGUAAUUAUCCCUAAACAAUUAACAAAUCUUGUUAUGAUGCUACAACUACAUAUGAUUGUAGUACAACAUAAAUGUUUCUUAACAUUAAUUUUUAGAAAUUGAGAUUGAACUUUUCAGUGUUACUAGCCAUAGUUAGAUGUGUGUGGAAUAUUUAUGAAAGACAAUUUGAUUUUGUUAAUUAAUAUAUUACAGUUCUGUUUAAAAAGUAUAACUUCCAAAAGCUACUUGAGAUGAAGUCCACCAUUAACUCAGAAACCUGGACUGAAAUUUUGUUGUAGAACCAAUUAUUUUGUGCACUGUAGCUAUACUUUAUUUCUGUAGCUCACAAGUACCUACAAGGUUAACAUAUCUGUGAUAGUCAAAUAUGAACCUUUUCUUUUACCAUAGUUCACAUCACGAAGCCAGAACAUGUCAGCCCCAAUGGAGUGUAACAAACAUUCAGGGCUAGGGAAAUUCACACAAUGCUAUCUAAUUCCUGACUCACUUAUUGGUUUUAUGAAUGUUAAUUUAUUCUUUGUAAAUUAUUUGUGUAUGUCAAACACUUAUGAUGAAGCACAUUGCACUUAAACCCAGCAAUGACCAUGUAUGCGACAGCUUGACAGAUUUUUUUACAACAGUAAGUGAGCAUUUUGAAAUGUUUUAUUAAUAUUGAGAACAAGGUGCACUUUUUAAUGACACUAAACAGCUUAAUUUUUAUAGACGUUUUACAGGAUAACUUAAAACAUAUUCAUCUUGUAAUAAUGCUGUACAGAGGUAUGACAGAAAUGUCAAAUACAUAAUGCCAAUUACUCUUGCAUUUUAUUAAAUAUUACUUAUAAAAUAAAAUACGUUAUUGCCAAUGGAUGUAGGAAUGUAUUGAUGAUUUUAUGCAAUAAAUGUUUUU